AUGCCGCGGACGCAGACCCCCCCUGGGCCCCCCGACCCUCUCGUCCGGGCCGACCGAGGCGCACCCUCCCGGCCGCGGACCCGGCGGGGUCCCCCACGGCAAGGGACGGUAGGGCGAACAGGUGCCAUCGGGUAUAUAGGGGAGAGCGUCCUCGGCGAGCCAGCCCUUCGAUCUCGCGCGAGCCUACCCGACCUAGGCUCACCCUCCCCGGGCACGGGGUCGGGCUCCCUCCCCCUGGAGGUCCGGACCUCCAGGGCGCCCGACCCUGCCUCCCCUGCCCGAGGGGUGACUCAGGAGCGGACACCGGGCCGGGACAGGGCCGCCCUCCCUCCUGGAAGUCGGGGACCUCCAGGGCGCCCGACCCUGCCUCCCCUGCCCGAGGGGAGGCCUCCGAGGCGGGCGGGACAGGGCCGCCCUCCCUCCUGGAAGUCGGGGACCUCCAGGGCCCUCGACCCAGCCUCCCCUGCCCGAAGGGGUGACUCAGGAGCGGACACCGGGCCGGGACAGGGCCGCCCUCCCUCCUGGAAGUCGGGGACCUCCAGGGCCCCCGACCCAGCCUCCCCUGCCCGAAGGGGUGACUCAGGAGCGGACACCGGGUCGGGACAGGGCCGCCCUCCCUCCUGGAAGUCGGGGACCUCCAGGGCCCUCGACCCAGCCUACCUAGCCCGAAUGGGUGACUCAGGAGCGGACACCGGGUGGGGACAGGGCCGCCCUCCCUCCUGGAAGUCGGGGACCUCCAGGGCACACGACCCAGCCUCCCCUGCACCGACAAAGGGUCCUCGACCCUCUCGGUCGCACCGACAAAGGUGCAUCGUCCCCGGGCACGGACGGGGACGGGCCGGCCUCAGUGAAAAAGUCGAGUCGGGUGGCUCGCGCACUUCCAGGGUCCUCGACCCUCUCGGUCGCACCGACAAAGGUGCUUCGUGUCUGGGCGGGACAGGGCCGCCGACCGCUAUGGAAGUCGAGUCGGGUGGCUCGCGCACUUCCAGGGUCCUCGACCCUCUCAGUCGCACCGACAAAGGUGCAUCGUCCCCGGGCACGGACGGGGACGGGCCGGCCUCAGUGGAAAAAGUCGAGUCGGGUGGCUCGCGCACUUCCAGGGUCCUCGACCCUCUCGGUCGCACCGACAAAGGUGCAUCGUCCCCGGGCACGGACGGGGACGGGCCGGCCUCCCCGGCCUCAGUGGAAAAAGUCGAGUCGGGUGGCUCGCGCACUUCCAGGGUCCUCGACCCUCUCGGUCGCACCGACAAAGGUGCAUCGUCCCCGGGCACGGACGGGGACGGGCCGGCCUCCCCGGCCUCAGUGAAAAAGUCGAGUCGGGUGGCUCGCGCACUUCCAGGGUCCUCGACCCUCUCAGUCGCACCGACAAAGGUGCUUCGUCUCUGGGCGGGACAGGGCCGCCGACCGCUAUGGAAGUCGAGUCGGGUGGCUCGUGCACUUCCAGGGUCCUCGACCCUCUCAGUCGCACCGACAAAGGGUCCUCGACCCUCUCAGUCGCACCGACAAAGGUGCAUCGUCCCCGGGCACGGACGGGGACGGGCCGGCCUCAGUGAAAAAGUCGAGUCGGGUGGCUCGUGCACUUCCAGGGUCCUCGACCCUCUCAGUCGCACCGACAAAGGUGCUUCGUCUCUGGGCGGGACAGGGCCGCCGACCGCUAUGGAAGUCGAGUCGGGUGGCUCGUGCACUUCCAGGGUCCUCGACCCUCUCAGUCGCACCGACAAAGGUGCAUCGUCCCCGGGCACGGACGGGGACGGGCCGGCCUCAGUGAAAAAGUCGAGUCGGGUGGCUCGCGCACUUCCAGGGUCCUCGACCCUCUCAGUCGCACCGACAAAGGGUCCUCGACCCUCUCAGUCGCACCGACAAAGGUGCAUCGUCCCCGGGCACGGACGGGGACGGGCCGGCCUCAGUGAAAAAGUCGAGUCGGGUGGCUCGCGCACUUCCAGGGUCCUCGACCCUCUCAGUCGCACCGACAAAGGUGCAUCGUCCCCGGGCACGGACGGGGACGGGCCGGCCUCAGUGAAAAAGUCGAGUCGGGUGGCUCGCACUUCCAGGGUCCUCGACCCUCUCAGUCGCACCGACAAAGGUGCAUCGUCCCCGGGCACGGACGGGGACGGGCCGGCCUCAGUGAAAAAGUCGAGUCGGGUGGCUCGCGCACUUCCAGGGUCCUCGACCCUCUCAGUCGCACCGACAAAGGGUCCUCGACCCUCUCAGUCGCACCGACAAAGGUGCAUCGUCCCCGGGCACGGACGGGGACGGGCCGGCCUCAGUGAAAAAGUCGAGUCGGGUGGCUCGCGCACUUCCAGGGUCCUCGACCCUCUCAGUCGCACCGACAAAGGUGCAUCGUCCCCGGGCACGGACGGGGACGGGCCGGCCUCAGUGAAAAAGUCGAGUCGGGUGGCUCGCGCACUUCCAGGGUCCUCGACCCUCUCAGUCGCACCGACAAAGGUGCAUCGUCCCCGGGCGGGACAGGGCCGCCGACCGCUAUGGAAGUCGAGUCGGGUGGCUCGCGCACUUCCAGGGUCCUCGACCCUCUCAGUCGCACCGACAAAGGGUCCAAGACCCUCUCAGUCGCACCGACGAAGGUGCUUCGUCUCUGGGCGGGACAGGGCCGCCGACCGCUAUGGAAGUCGAGUCGGGUGGCUCGUGCACUUCCAGGGUCCUCGACCCUCUCAGUCGCACCGACAAAGGUGCAUCGUCCCCGGGCACGGACGGGGACGGGCCGGCCUCAGUGAAAAAGUCGAGUCGGGUGGCUCGCGCACUUCCAGGGUCCUCGACCCUCUCGGUCGCACCGACGAAGGUGCAUCGUCCCCGUGCACGGACGGGGACGGGCCGGCCUCCCCGGCCUCAGCGAAAGUCGAGUCGGGUGACUCGCGCACUUCCAGGGUCGGAAGCGUCCUAACCCUAACCUCCAGGGCCCUCGACCCAGCCUGCUUAGCCCGAAGGGGUGACUCAGGAGCGGACACCGGGUCGGGACAGGGCCGCCCUCCCUCCUGGAAGUCGGGGACCUCCAGGGCCCCCGACCCUGCCUCCCCUGCCCGAGGGGAGGCCUCCGAGGCGGGCGGGACAGGGCCGCCCUCCCUCCUGGAAGUCGGGGACCUCCAGGGCCCUCGACCAAGCCUACCUAGCCCGAAUGGGUGA
Misgurnus anguillicaudatus (oriental weatherfish) is the source of this 3138-nucleotide messenger RNA. Lineage: Eukaryota; Metazoa; Chordata; Actinopteri; Cypriniformes; Cobitidae. The record is from RefSeq and is a predicted model, not a curated record.